This is a messenger RNA of Drosophila willistoni, 696 nucleotides long. Its product is annotated as MAP/microtubule affinity-regulating kinase 3-like. The transcript is spliced from 3 exons. Lineage: Eukaryota; Metazoa; Arthropoda; Insecta; Diptera; Drosophilidae. Bases 56 to 328 code for a protein of 90 amino acids. The record is from RefSeq and is a predicted model, not a curated record.
UACUUCCACCACGGAAGAGGCAGCAAAACCACGUGUAUUGCGUUUCACAUGGUCCAUGAAGACAACAUCACCAUUGAUGCCGGAUCAAAUAAUGCAAAAGAUACGUGAAGUCCUUGAUCAGAACAAUUGUGACUAUGAGCAGCGUGAAAGAUUUGUACUUUGUUGCGUUCAUGGUGACCCGAAUACAGACUCACUUGUGCAAUGGGAAAUAGAAGUCUGUAAAUUGCCACGACUUUCUUUGAAUGGAGUGCGCUUUAAGCGAAUCUCCGGCACCAGCAUUGGCUUCAAGAACAUUGCGUCCCGCAUUGCUUUUGACCUACGGCUGUGACUUAACCAAACAAACAACGAGGGAAGCACCGAUGCCGCCACUGACACUGUCGCUGAUACCACUCAAGCUGAUACCAUAUCUACUGCCGACUCACAAAUGGCCAGAAGCAGCUCAAAGCUGUCUGAGCUAUCACUAUUAUGCCGCUCAUUAACCAGUCAGCAGGGAUCUCAAAGGCGUAAGAAGAGCAGAUUGUCAACCGGUGUCAAUGAUGAUCAAAAGAAAUCACGAUCGUUAUUAUCAGCUUUUCAUAUGUACUCGCUAUUCAGCUCCAAGGAGAAUGUGAAGUCACGCGAGGUGCUGCCAUGCGAUCCGGCUUCCCCACAAACUGUUGAUAUGCAGCAACAGUUGCCGGCCAGUAAACCAUCAGC